This is a messenger RNA of Python bivittatus (Burmese python), 1142 nucleotides long. NCBI's taxonomy places the organism in Eukaryota, Metazoa, Chordata, Lepidosauria, Squamata, Pythonidae. The record is from RefSeq and is a predicted model, not a curated record.
UUCCUUGAUUUCUCAUUCUAGGCAAUACCGUACCAUUCCAUCAUGAUUGUUUUGCCACCUGGCCUAACAGAAGAUGAGGAGGCUCUACAGAAGAAAUUUGCCAAACUCAAGAAAAAGAAAAAGGCUCUCAUGGCCUUAAAAAAGCAACAGGGUUCAACCAGUCAGGCAAUCCAGGGAGGAAUUAAGCGUUCCAUCUCAGAUCAGCCAGUAGUAGACACUGCAACAGCUACAGAACAAGCCAAGAUGCUGGUGAAAACGGGGGCCAUCAGUGCUAUUAAAGCCGAGAACAAGAACUCGGGGUUCAAGCGCUCUCGGACUCGGAAGGGGAAGCCAAAAGAGACCAAGAAAGGAUCUGCCCCAACUUACCAGCCUUUUCAGCGCAGCGUCUCAGCAGAUGAUGAUUCCCGAGAGGCCCGGCGCCCCCAAAGGAAGUAUCUGUAUGAGAGCUUUGUGAGUCCCAGUGAUUGUCUGCGAGAUCCCGAGAAGGAGACAGAAGAAGGCAGGGAUCCAGACAAAGAACCAGACCAGAGUGAAAGUCUGCAUGGUCACGAGAGGGACUGUGACCGGGAUCGGAGCCGGGACAGGAGUAGGGACCGGGACAGAGAUCGAGACAGAGACCGGGACCGAGACAGAGACCGGGACCGAGAUCGGGAUCGAGGGCGUGAGCGGGACAGAGAAGGCUUCCGCCGAUCAGAUAGUUUCCCCGACUGGCGUGUCCCCCGCAAAGGGAAUACGGUGUAUGUGUAUGGGGCAAAUAUGAAUGAGGCCAUGUUGAGUACGGCUUUCUCGGCCUUUGGGAACAUCAUUGACCUCUCGGUAGACAACUUCCGCAACUGUGCUUUCGUCACCUAUGACAAGAUCGAAUCAGCAGACCGAGCGACUGCUCAGCUCAACGGUACCGUCGUGGAAGAUGUGAAGCUGACGGUCAGCAUCGCUCGCAAGCAGCCCAUGUUGGAUGUGGCUGUCGGCAACUCCGUCUGGGGAACUUUGGCCGUGAUAAACACCAUAAAUGGUUCUCAUCGAGACAAGCGAUCCCAGGUUAUUUACAAAGAGGAUAACUUUUGAAGUGUAGGAACACCGAUCCCCAUCUUCUCUUUGCCUUGUUCACUUAAAAGAUUCAAAUAAACAUUGGCUUUUAAAAA